Lutra lutra (Eurasian river otter) is the source of this 992-nucleotide messenger RNA. It is a transcript of the gene ANG, whose product is annotated as angiogenin. The transcript has 4 exons. Lineage: Eukaryota; Metazoa; Chordata; Mammalia; Carnivora; Mustelidae. The record is from RefSeq and is a predicted model, not a curated record. Bases 387 to 824 code for a protein of 145 amino acids. Gene Ontology annotation, molecular function: nucleic acid binding; RNA nuclease activity. Gene Ontology annotation, biological process: antimicrobial humoral immune response mediated by antimicrobial peptide; angiogenesis; innate immune response.
AGGAUCCAAAGCAAGAUUUAAAAGGAAGUCUUUGCGUCUUCUACCAGCUCCCUAUCAUCAUACAGGCAGGGGAAGAAGCCGUGAGAAAAACUUCUUUCCGCUGUCCUGCGCGUUUCUGCAGCCUCGUUCCAGGCCGAGGGUUCCAUCUAAUGGAGAGACAAGAAGAUUAAUUAAUCAUCAAAAGAUGAUGGCUAAUGGCGUGUUUGCCAACCUAAAGUAAAGCCAGAUCCAUCCCACCCAUGCUCGACAGAGCCACUUGGUGAGUAGAUGCAAUACCAGGGUUGCACUGAUGGUGGAGAUAACCAAUUUUACAUCUACUUUACAAGGAACAGAAGAUUGAGUGCUGAGGAUUAAUCUUUUGUGAACAGGACCCUUUACUGGAAGAGAUGAUGGUGGGCCUGGGCUCCCUGUUGUUGGUCUGCAUGCUGGGUCUGGGUCUGACCCCACCAGCCCUGGCUCAGGAUGACCCUAGGUACAGAAGCUUCCUGACCAAGCACUAUGAUGCCAAACCAUGGGGCCGGAAUGACAAAUACUGUGAAAUCAUGAUGAAGAGAAGAGGCCUGACCACACCCUGCAAAGACACCAACACCUUUAUUCAUGACAACAAGAACAACAUCAAGGCCAUCUGUGGAAAUAAUGGAGAACCUUACGGAGAAGGUUUAAGACUAAGCAAGUCUCUUUUCCAGGUCACCACCUGCAGGCAUAGGGGAGGGUCCCCUCGGCCUCCGUGCCAGUAUAGAGCUACCGCAGGGUUCAGACACAUUGUUGUUCUCUGUGAACAUGGCUUACCUGUUCACUUUGAUGAGUCCUUUUUCAGUCCGUAAUCAGAGGCCACAGUUGGCUCUGCUGUCUUUUCCUUGCAUUUCUCUCCACAUCCCAGAAUGGUGGUGGCAACAUUCAUGGUCAGGGGCCCAGAGAAUGAGCUGCCUGGAUCUCUUGUUUUCCAUUUUACAACAUGUUCAAUAAAUAAAAAUGUCUCUGAAAUCAGUAAG